Messenger RNA from Pterocles gutturalis (yellow-throated sandgrouse), 2704 nucleotides. It is a transcript of the gene AHI1, whose product is annotated as Abelson helper integration site 1. Gene Ontology annotation, biological process: motile cilium assembly. Gene Ontology annotation, molecular function: protein binding. The record is from RefSeq and is a predicted model, not a curated record. NCBI's taxonomy places the organism in Eukaryota, Metazoa, Chordata, Aves, Pterocliformes, Pteroclidae. Gene Ontology annotation, cellular component: ciliary basal body.
AUGGUUGAAAGUGAGGCAAAGGCAAAAACUAAAUUCCGCUUUGAGGAAAUCUUCAGACGUCACGCAGCCCUAACAGACAGAAAGAAAUCAAAGACAGAAGAGUUUCACUCUCAAGAGAAUAUUGUGCUUGACACCUUUAGAAGUAAUAUUGAUCUAGCUAAGGAAAGUGUGAAUGAUGAGGCAAUUAUAAACAAUACAUAUAAUCCUGAAGAAGAGAGUCCCCGAUUUACAAAAAAUAAACUGAGAGAGAAAGCCUCAAUUGCAGAGAAAAUAAACAAUGAUGUUGUUAGUGGAGAGGAGAACAAGCAACCUAAGUCUAACAAGAAGAAAAAGAAAUCACUGUUACAAGAACAAUUUAAUGAGGAGGAAGAUUUAGAUGAAGCUAAAUUGGAGAGUUUUGAGAAGAAGAUUAAUGAUUUCCCAAAGAAGAAAAAAAAAAGUAAAUCACAAACAGAUGGACCUGGUCAAGAAAGUGAUAGAAAGAUUAAAAAUUCUUUGACUGAAAUGAGAAAUGUAACUGAAUUGGAAGAGGAAGAAGAGCUAAUUCGAGCCUAUCAGCUGCAUGUGGCUAAGGAUGAGGCAAAUGCAAUUAAAAAGAAAAUAAGAAUGAAACUUAAAGAACAGAUGUCUGAAUUUACCUCCAGUAUUCAAAGCCAUGAAGUUGUAUUGAACAAUGAAGUUGGCAAAAAGAAGAAAAAGAAGAAAGAAAUAGUUUCAAAUGAAGCUGAAACAAGUGCAAUGUCCCUUUCUGAGCUACAGCAUCGUCCAGCAGAAGAUGGUCAUGAAAAUCAGUCAUUGGAAAGACUAGUUACAUCAGAAGGACAUGAACUGGAGGAGAGCAUGGAAAAACAGAAGCGUAAAGCAGUGAAGGUUAAAAAGAAAACCAGAAAAGAAGAAAACACAGAAGUUGCUGCAGAAAAUGACAAGGAAGUGAAGAAAUCAGUAAUUUCAACUCAAUCUAAACUAAGUUUUGAUGAUGAUCUUGUGUUGGGAGUUUAUAUCCAUCGAUCUGACCGACUUAAAACUGAUCUCCUGCUAUCUUGUCCCAUGGUUAAAAUCCAUGUUGUUGAUCAGAGAAGUGGCUUAUACGUCAAGAAGGAUCAUAGCGAGAGGAAAGUUUCAUCUCAUGAUGAACAGGAACACAUAGAGCAUGUUCUUCCUAUUAUGACACAACCAUAUGACUUCAGGAAGUCUAAGUCAACAGUUCCAGAGUGGGAGGAGCAAGUCAUAUUUAAUGAGCGUUUUAAUUAUUUUAUUCAAAAUACUGAAGAAAGCCCUCGAGUAAUACUGUUUUUUGAGAUCCUUGAUUGUCUAAGCAAGGAUAAAGUGAGAGCCAGCUCUGAUGUGCGAAUUCAGGAACGUGGUUUCCGAAAAAUUUGUUGGGCGUUUCUAAAGCUUCUAGGUGCAAAUGAAGUUCACAUUGAUGCAAAACUCCGUCUGCAAUUAUAUUACCCGCCCCCAAGGACCAAGUCACACUCAAAUGUUGUUGAGGUUUAUGACUGGUGGGCAAAGUGUCCUAGAAAUCGCUACCCAUCAACUUUGUAUGUAACUGUAAGAGGCAUAAAACUACCAGAACAUGUUGCUCCUUCAUUCUGCUCUAUUUUGCAGGAACAAAGUAAUGCAACACUAUGUGAGGUCCAGAGAGAGGGAUCUAAAAAAUCGUGUGAACCUUUUUCAGAGGAGAAGAAGGAGCCAUUUAAAUGGACAAGAUUGCCUGGACAGGUUUGCCGCAUACCGAACAAGCAUCUCUUUUCCCUACGAGGUGGAGAUAUGGGCUGUUUCUGUGUUGGUUUCUCUCAUGAUGGGAAAACACUGGCAGCAGCAUGUGCAGGGAGGAAUGGCUAUCCCAUUGUUUUGUAUGAAAUUCCUUCUGGACAGCUCCUGGGAGAAUUUUAUGGUCACCUUAACAUAGUGUAUGAUCUUUGUUGGUCAAAAGACAAUCAGUACCUUCUUAGUGCAUCAUCUGAUUAUAUUGUCAGAAUGUGGAAAAUAGAAAUGCAGGUGGCAUCUGCAGUGAGACUUUUCCCUCAUCCUUCGUUUGUUUACACUGCAAAAUACCACCCAGUUGCUGACUGGUUGGUCGUGACAGGAUGUUACGACUCAGUGAUUAGAAUCUGGAAUACAAAUGGGAAAGAAAUCUAUGGGCAACUGCUACAGGAGCUUGAUGGUCACAAAAGUUUCGUCAACACACUUUGUUUUGAUGCAGAAGGGCUCCACAUGUUCUCAGGAGAUGGUUCAGGAAUGAUAAUAGUUUGGAAUACAUCUGUCAAAGGAAGUCGUCAACACCCAUUUCAACACUGGAGAAUUAAUAAGGAAAUAAAAGAAAAUGAUAUUAAAAGAACACCAGUAAAUCAUUUGGAGGUACAUCCAAAUGGAAGGCUUUUAUUAAUCCAUGCCAAAGACAGUACCCUGCGAAUCAUGGAUCUCAGAUUCUUGGUUACAAGGAAAUACCUAGGUGCCACAAAUUACGUAGAAAAAAUUCACAGCACCUUAACGCCAUGUGGCACGUUCCUAUUUUCUGGAAGUGAAGAUGGAAAGGCUUAUGUUUGGAAUCUAGCAACAGGAGAUCAGGUGGCCGUAUAUUCUGAACGGCCCUUCGCAUCUCCACUUCGUCAUGUUGCCUUUCAUCCACACGAACACAUGGUGUCAUUUUGUGCCUAUGGUAAAAACCAGCCGAUACUUGUAUACAUUUAUGAUUAUAAAG